ACUGCGCAUCAUUUCGGAAGAAGCAUUGUCGUGCUCGACCCUGGAGAAGAUCUCAACCCUCCAGGUCAUGUCCAAGAAGCCCGAGCCAAGCUCUGUGCGCGUGAGGUUGGCCACCCACGCGGGGUCCUGGUACUCUCACGACGAGAACAAGCUUCAGGACGAGCUGUCAGGUCUGCCACGAUAUCGUCUAGCAUAGAAAGGUACAAAUCCUGUGACGGGGUCGAUUGUGUGCAGAUUGGUUGAGUUCCGCAGAGGACAACGACACGCAGGAGAAACAGCCGAGUAUCCGUGCUAUUAUCGGCCCGCACGCAGGCUUCCGGUGCGCUGCAAAUGCUGUGGAUUGACAAUGAUGAGCGUCUGGUCUGAACGGACUGUGCUGUUGUGCUACAGAUACUCAGGCCCCACAGCGGCGUACGCGUACCACCACCUGCUGGACUUGGACCGCAUCAAGCGCGUCUUCAUCCUCGGGCCAUCGCACCACUUCUACUUGCGUGGGUGCGCUGUGUCGACUGCGCAUGAGUAUGAGACGCCGCUGGGCAACAUUACGAUCGACCGUGAAGUAAACGAGAAGCUCGUGGACUCGGGCAAGUUUGCGACCAUGUCGAUGGAUGUUGACGAGGAUGAGCACAGCAUCGAGAUGCAUCUUCCUUUCAUCUACAAGGUAAUGAAUGGCCGCAAGUUUACGGCGGUCCCGAUCUUGGUCGGCAAUACCAAGACCAAACUGGACGAGGAGUACGGAAAGAUUUUGGCCCCAUAUCUGGAGAAUGACGAGAAUUUGUUCGUCAUCAGCUCCGACUUCUGCCAUUGGGGACCUCGAUUCCGCUACCAGCCACACGACUCAACCUAUGGCGAGAUCCACGAAUACAUCAAAUAUUUAGAUCACCAAGGCAUGGGAUUCAUUGAGCGCUUGGAUGCGGCAGGUUUCACGCGAUAUCUGGAUGAAACAAACAACACCAUUUGCGGUCGCCAUCCGAUCUCGCUGUUGCUACACACCAUUUUGGCGUCAAAGAAGCUCAAGUGCACUCUCAAGUUCGUCAAAUACGCUCAGAGCAGUGCUUGCAUGCGUCACGGCGACUCUUCUGUGAGCUAUGCCUCCGCCAUCGUCUACAGCGAGCCGUAGCAAUAUCCGCAAGCAUCACGAGGACGAGUUUAUCUACGUAAGUAAUUGCAUUCAUACAAGCAAACAUUCAUGUUUUAUGGCAUCGCUAGCUCAACUGGGCUUGCUGUAACCUAUUGCCCUUGGCAGUAUCGAUCGACAACUUG
This is a messenger RNA of Phytophthora nicotianae INRA-310, 1263 nucleotides long. RefSeq lists its product as hypothetical. NCBI's taxonomy places the organism in Eukaryota, Oomycota, Peronosporomycetes, Peronosporales, Peronosporaceae. Bases 347 to 1120 code for a protein of 257 amino acids. The transcript is spliced from 7 exons. The record is from RefSeq and is a predicted model, not a curated record.